Umbelopsis ramanniana AG is the source of this 3025-nucleotide messenger RNA. RefSeq lists its product as uncharacterized. The coding region runs from base 27 to 2885 and encodes 952 amino acids. Lineage: Eukaryota; Fungi; Mucoromycota; Umbelopsidomycetes; Umbelopsidales; Umbelopsidaceae. Gene Ontology annotation, molecular function: RNA polymerase I core promoter sequence-specific DNA binding. The record is from RefSeq and is a predicted model, not a curated record. Gene Ontology annotation, biological process: transcription by RNA polymerase I. The transcript has 10 exons. Gene Ontology annotation, cellular component: fibrillar center.
GCGAGCUCAGUAUAUGAUAUUAACUGAUGCCGCUAGAUCGGGUCAGGCGUGAUCCCGCACUUGAAUUGACCGGCCUCGACCUUGAUGCCGCUGGAGAACAUGCAUUCCCCAUUCGACCGGAAAUAUCUGCCAACAUUCUGGACUUUAACACCUACGAAGCUUCCAUACAACCACACACUUUUCAAACCGACACUGGAGAUUACCCAUGGGUGCCUGUUGACAAAACGAGAGUGGAAGUCCCACAAACCAAUUUGGCAGCUAGAGUAGAUUACCAAUUUGAUAUGACAAAAUCCUUUGAGCUGCUCGCGAAGCUGUCAAUUUACAGAAGCACGCUUCUAGAUGCGCGAAGAGACAGUAAAAAAGUGCUGGAUAUCUAUGAGCGUUUUGAUCCAUCGUUAGGCAACCGUUUGGUGCAUGGACAGCUUGGACAGAAAGCGCAAUUUUUAAUCUUUCCAGGAGGCGAAGCAAAAUCGACUCUGAAUGUAGCUCCCAUUGGUAUCAGCCAAAUAUACCCCAACGGUGAAGAAGUUCCUCAGGAUACCGACUUCUUACACAUUGAUGAUGUAGAUAUACGGCUCAAGGAUAGGUCCUCUUUGGAUGUUUUUACCCCAAUACAACAAAUCACCAAUUUUUGUUCCUCGCUUUCUCCUGAAGAUGAAGCUCUUGUCGGUGUGCGUACCGUUGGAGGAGCGUCAGUCAUGAAGAUCAGUCAAACAACAGAAAGCGAUUCAUCAAAACCUUUAAAAGUUAAACCAUUGGCAACCCUUUCGUUCUCUGACAAAAAUUUUGCGAAUAAUAUCAAGGCAGUGGACAUGGUUGGCAAUCCUUAUUAUGCAAGCGAAUGUAUCAUCGUCAGUGAAACCGGUUACUUUGGGUUGUGGGACUACAACAGCAAGCCUAGGGAAUACAUAAACAAUAUAUCAACUAUACGAGAAGGUGGAUCUCCAGAUUCAAAUGUUUUCCACAAAUGGCAUUCAUGUCAAUACGCAUCACAUCCAAGAACCAUUUAUACCGCAUAUCCUCAUCAAUUAGACCUUUGUGACUUGAGGGCGAAACCAGGUUCAAACACCAGUACCAUCUAUCAGCUCAGAGACGCAAAGUUCGCCCUGAAAGGUGUAGAAGAUAACAUUUGCGCGUUGGCCGUGCCACCAAGAAAGCACUCUUUUGAAGUUGCUAUUGCGACACAUGAUAAGCUAAUGUUGUUUGAUACACGGUAUAACAAACGAGCUGUGCUUAGCUGGCAACAUCACGUACGACCUUUUUAUCCUUCCCAAAUACAAUUUGUAACGGAUCAGGUUGAAGGGUGUGAAACAGAUCAAAUUUUUGCCUGGCAUCCUAUGUCCACUUUUGUUCAUGUUUUUGAGUAUGGAAAGACUGAUAAGAUGACGAAAGAUGUACCUCGCACCCUGGAUAUUUCGUUCAACACAAAUCCUGCGUCGCAGAGUACACUAUCCACUACACCGACUAAUAACAAACAUAGCAGUUCCAACUCAUCGUUUUAUGUCGCUACUAGACCCUUGUAUGGCUUGCCAACUAAUCGAUUCCGACCAUCUCCCGCAGCAUGGGUGACACCCUACGCAACGAGCAAGACAGCCGAGCUGCGUAACAAAUCACCACUCGCUGGGUUGACGGUUAUACCGGGUAUAGCUCAUAUGAAACCCUCACAAGAAGAUCAAGCAGCCGGUAUUCGUACAUGGAAUGUUCUUCAGUUAUGCGAAGAUGGAACGGUACAAAGUAAAAUUUGGUGUCGUAAACCGCCAGAAAAACAAAAACUGCGGUCACUUUCUUGGUUUCAGCGGCCACCAAUAAUCGAUUUUGACAAUAUCGAAGCGGAACAUUUAGAAGCCAAAAAGCAAGAAAUGGAAGAGGAUAGCGUAAAUUCGGAUUUGUCCCGCUUUUUUGAAGAUCUUGAAUUUCGUGGUGAAAUCAAAACCACUGAACACAUAACAGACGUCAAGGAACUGGAGAACAAAAUUAUCCAAUGUGUCAGGGAAACUGUCGCUCCAAAAACUCUGCAUGAAAUUCUUAAUACUCUUGCAGCAGGGGAAUUUGGUGAAAUCGAUGAUAACAUUAUUGGCGAGCUGGAAAAGCGGUUAUCAUCCACGGAAGCUGUACAUCGUGAAAAGGUGUGGCACAACAGUUUUGAAGAGUUCGGCCUUAUUGAUCCAUUCGCCCUCGAUCUGGGAGACAGCAUCAGUAGCGUUCGAUCAAAGCUAAGGCAGGUUUGCCACUUGGAUCUCGAGAGCGGUAUAGAAGAUACGACAUCUGCUGGGAGUUCAAGUCGGACCAAGUAUAUAAGCGAAGCCAUACAAAAGAUUGCCACAGAUCUUACAGCUUCAAGGCAUAUUAUCGGCACCCUUACAGAAAUACCUAGUGAACUUCAAGACAAACCUGAAGAAUCAGCCAUACCUGCGAAUUUACAUUUCCCGCAUCUUUUCAAAUCAGAAGAACUCCUGGCUAGAAGCCAGCUUAAGCUCAACCCGGCAGCAACAGCGCUAGCUGGCGAUUGGGACAUGGAAUCGGAUCCAAAUACUUAUAGCUUUAGAAGAUUAGAUGGUAUGACGGCGGAAGAAGCUCUGCAAAAUGAGCAGACCACCACAAAAAAGAAGCGUCGGCGCCCAUCAGCGCACUUUGCUGUCCAGGAUGCUGCACCAGCCGUUCCUCAAGUUGUGGAUACGCAUACCAAAUCUGCGACUGCCAACAAGGUAACUUCCUUGUCACUCCCUAGUAUACAUGACCUGGAGUUUUCCACACAAAUUUUCCCACCGUCGCCCGAGACGAAGAAGACAGCUACGGCCAUCAGUGCUAGUCAGCCGGUUGCAGGCCCUUUCGGAUCCAGAAUCAAGCAUGUCAAGAAGAAAAAGAAGAGAAAGGAAGGUUUCUAGUUUCAACCACGUUGUUUUACUUGUACAUUAUAGCAUCAGUCAAUUUUUCUCUUAAUACGAACAUGAAAGUAAUGUAGUAGUCUUAUGUACUAUUCAAUUUUGCAUAUCACCUCAAUGUACAUACCUGGCAAACAUGAAAA